UCAGUCUCUGUCACCUGACAACUCGUUUGGUCCGUCCAAUAUUUCUGAAAGCUGUGGAUUGUUGCAGUGUUCUGCGAGUUCUCUAGCGGGCGGAUUGGUAUGCAAGUCCGCUUGAGUGGAGGAAAAGGGGGGUGAAAGUUCAUAAUGGUUCAUACAUAUCAGGUGACAAUGUGAAAAAGUUGGGCAGCGUCAACGGCUUAAAAACUUUUCAAAAUGACAAGUGAGGGGAUUGCAAAGUAUGGCGAGGAGGACGAUGGGGACGGUGAGGCUUUGGCAACGGGAUACUACGACGAUGACGACGAUUUUGACACAUUUACUGACGGAGAUCUUGAUUGUAGCUGCGAAGAUGGAGUAUUCAGCGAGGACCCCCUGAGCGGGGAGGUGAAGCCGCGUAUCCUGCUGAUGGGCCUGCGACGUAGCGGCAAGUCCUCCAUCCAGAAAGUGGUCUUCCACAAGAUGUCUCCCAAUGAGACUCUGUUCCUGGAGAGCACAAACAAGAUCUGCCGCGAGGAUGUCUCCAACAGCUCCUUUGUUAGCUUCCAGAUCUGGGACUUCCCUGGACAGAUUGACUUUUUUGACCCCACCUUUGAUUACGAGAUGAUUUUCCGAGGCACAGGCGCGCUCAUCUUCGUAAUUGACUCGCAGGAUGACUAUGUGGAGGCUUUGAGUCGUCUUCAUCUGACCGUCACUCGGGCUUACAAGGUCAACCCAGAAAUCAACUUUGAGGUGUUCAUCCACAAAGUGGACGGUCUCUCAGAUGACCACAAGAUAGAGAAGCAGAGGGACAUCCACAAACGGGCUAACGAUGACCUGGCGGAUGCAGGACUGGAGAAGAUACAUUUGAGCUUCUACCUGACCAGCAUCUACGACCACUCCAUAUUCGAGGCCUUCAGUAAGGUGGUCCAGAAACUCAUACCCCAGUUGCCCACCUUGGAGAACCUGCUGAACAUCUUCAUAUCUAACUCGGGCAUCGAGAAGGCCUUCCUCUUUGACGUGGUCAGCAAGAUCUACAUAGCAACAGAUAGCAGCCCAGUGGACAUGCAGACCUACGAGCUGUGCUGUGACAUGAUCGAUGUGGUCAUCGACAUCUCCUGCAUCUACGGUCUCACAGGUGAGGAGGCAGGCCAGCCCUAUGAUAAGGAGUCCAUGGCCAUCAUCCACCUCAACAACACCACGGUCAUGUAUCUGAAGGAGGUCACUAAGUUCCUGGCCCUGGUCUGCUUCCUCAGGGAGGAGAGCUUUGAGAGGAAAGGACUCAUCGACUACAACUUCCACUGUUUCAAGAAAGCUAUCCAGGAAGUGUUUGACGUUCGCGUGAAGGUGCAGAAGAACCGCAAGCUCCUGAGCCAGAGGAGGUGGAGCAAGCAGGCCACGCCCAAUGGAGUCCUCGGUGAUGAUCUCUAUCCUGCUGUUCUGGGGGUUUCUCACUGGCUCACCUGGUUCACUCUCAACCCCCACAUGUUUGACGUCUGAAAAACUGAUUGUCACAGUUGACUUUUAUUAACCCAUACUAAGGCAAGCUUGUGUUUUAUAGUUUUAUACAUUUAAGGACAAAAUUACCCAAUUGUAUUUGUUACUGAGUCAUUGUAAAAGUAAUAUGGAUGGGUCUUUAUAAUAAAAAACUAUCCAAGUAAAAGACUGAAAUUAGCCAUUCUGCACUUAAAGGAACCACUUUGCCAAAGGAUGGCAUCAUACCAAAACGGAAAGCUCUUUGCAUGUAUCAUGUAUGUUGUGUUACCAUUGAUCAACAUGUUUAAGCCAUAUGAAUAUUACUAAAAUCUCCUGGUGUGUUGAUAGAUUUUCAUGAUAGUUUCUUCCAUUGUUGUUUACCAUGUAGUCACACAUUACAUCAAGUGCCAUCUGUAAGGAUUUAGUUUAAUUUUAUCCAACAUCAUUAUCACCGGCAAUUGCUGUCAUCAUUUGAAUGGUGCUUUAUACACAGAAAUUGUGUUAUUCCUCGUUACCAAAGCUUAGUGAACAGUAAUUAGCCAUGAAUCAUACAUUUUAGUCAGACUCAUAACUAUAUUAUUUCAUGACAGUGAUGUCACCCAGAUGCCACAAUAAAGUAUAUUUAAUUGUUGCAAAACAAUUCUAUGCCUUGUUGACCUUUAAAGGGGUUUAGUCUGCCUUCAUUAACCCCCCUCCACAAAAAUGUUUUUUUACACCAUUUUAUUACUUUACACAUUUUACUGAAGCAAUGUAUUUAUUUAUUUGUUUAUUUUGUUCAACAAUAAAGUUGCAUUUGUUUACACAGGA
Molecule: messenger RNA, 2256 nt
Organism: Osmerus eperlanus (European smelt)
Lineage: Eukaryota; Metazoa; Chordata; Actinopteri; Osmeriformes; Osmeridae
Gene: rragd
Product: ras-related GTP binding D
Exons: 8
Coding region: 214-1473 (419 amino acids)
Biological process (GO): negative regulation of autophagy; cellular response to starvation
Cellular component (GO): nucleus; lysosome; Gtr1-Gtr2 GTPase complex
Molecular function (GO): GTPase activity; GTP binding
Source: RefSeq, a predicted model, not a curated record